This is a messenger RNA of Colletotrichum lupini, 198 nucleotides long. Its product is annotated as zinc knuckle. NCBI's taxonomy places the organism in Eukaryota, Fungi, Ascomycota, Sordariomycetes, Glomerellales, Glomerellaceae. The transcript has a single exon. The annotation marks the transcript as partial. The record is from RefSeq and is a predicted model, not a curated record.
UACUUUAAAAAGUCUAUUACGGUAGUAUUUAAAAAGCUAAAUAAAAAUAACUAUAUAGUGCUUAAAAUAUAUAAGCUAAUAGCCCUUUUUAAUAUAGUAAGUAAAAUUAUAAAUAUUAUUAUAGCGAGGAGACUAAGCUACCUUAUUAAAAUAUAUAGAUUAUUAUUAAAUAGUUAUAUAAGUAAGAAAAGACGUUAG